This is a messenger RNA of Impatiens glandulifera, 1189 nucleotides long. RefSeq lists its product as uncharacterized. The record is from RefSeq and is a predicted model, not a curated record. Bases 217 to 960 code for a protein of 247 amino acids. Lineage: Eukaryota; Viridiplantae; Streptophyta; Magnoliopsida; Ericales; Balsaminaceae. Gene Ontology annotation, biological process: tRNA-type intron splice site recognition and cleavage. Gene Ontology annotation, cellular component: tRNA-intron endonuclease complex. The transcript has 5 exons.
ACGGCCUUCCCAUCCCCUCUUUCUUUCUCUCUUUUCUUUCUUCAUCUGAGUCGUCGUCUCCGGCCGUCUUCUCCAGUUUCCGGCCGUCUUCUUCAGUUCCUCCAGCUUCCGGCAGACGGCGCAGACCCGGCCUCGCCUGAGCCAGACAGUUGCGGGACAGCCUCAUCACCGAUUCUUCAUCCAGGCUUCAGAAAUUUGAUUGUUUGGAACAAACCAAUGGAGCUUGAUGAUUGGGAAAGCGAUAAUUCGGAUAGUGUAGUUGAUGUUAAUGAAGAAGAUGAAGGAGAAGAAUGUUACCUUGCAUCAUUUAGUAAACCCAAGGUUCAAUUCAGGAAACAUUUAUCCAAGGCUCGUUGGAUCAAUGAGAUGGGAAUGUCAGAGAUUCUGGAGAUUAAAGGUCAACUAUGGAGAACUAUUGGAGUAGUUCGAGAUAGCAAGAUAUAUUGCUCAAUUGAAGAAACUCUGUAUUUGGCUGAAGAAGGGGCAUUACAUUUGUUAACUGAUGAUGAUGAUGGUGAUAAAGUUGUCCAAUUAAGAGAUUUACACAAUAAACUUGCAUCAGGAAAACAUGGUUGCUGUUUUGAGUCGUACGAGGUUUACAAGCAUUUGAGAUCUCUCGGUUAUAUAGUUGGGCGACAUGGAGUUCUUUGGAGCACUAAAAGCCAGUUAUUGGGUUCUUCUUCCAUGAAGAUAGAUGAAUUAUUUGAAAAAUUGCAGAUUAAUAAUGAUGGAAUAAGACCUGUUUUUGAUGUUUACUCUCCUAAUAGCAAGUUUAGAAAGACAUCUCCUGGAAAUCCCUGUUUCAUUCUAUGUCUAACCAGUGAUAAACCUCCGUCGAGAAGAGAAAUUGGCGACAUUGAGAAACAAUGUGACGGGAUUCCAGUAAAGUUUUGUCAUGUGGAACAUGGUAGGAUUAGUUUCUUUUCAUAUGAAAAAGUGGAUAUUCCUUCCCUUCCUUGACAUGCAAAGAAUGUACCAUUUAGAUCCAAAUUCAUUUGAGAAAAUAAAACCAAUAAAUUUUCGAAUCAGUCUUAUUUAACUCUUUCUAUUGAGCACAGGUGUUGGUUUGUAAUGCCCCUUUUUAAGCAACUUUUUAUCGCAUGUACAAAGUAUGGAAAUUUUCUUUCCAUACUCUAUUAAAAUCCCUGUUUAAUAGAAGAAUUUUGAAAUCAUAACUUGUUUAUGCUGA